CUCACAGCUUGUGCUUUUCAAAUCACGCUGCGAACUGAAAGGCCUCUUUGAGAGCCUGGUACUUUCGCCUAGGACCUUGUUCUAGAAAAAAGUACAGCCAUGGCUGGUGCGUGGCAGUUGGUGUUCCUCUGUGUUGCCGUAGGCUGCUGGGCCUCUCCCGAGGAGGGUUUCAAGGCCCCCAACCCGUCUGGCAGUGUUCACUUCGCCGAGAACUUCCAGGAUGCCGACGCAGGCUCCCUUCCAUCCGGAUGGGUCAAGUCUGCAGCAAUGAAGGACGGUGCUGAUGCUGACAUUGCUAAAUACGACGGUGAAUGGAGCGUGGAAUCUGCAGAGCAGAACUCCCUUGAAACUGAUGUCGGUCUCGUUCUGAAGGACAAGGCAAAGCACGCAGCUGUCUCCGCUCCUCUGGCUACCACAUUCGAAUUCACGGACAAGCCGCUGGUCUUUCAAUAUGAUUUGAAGCUGCAGCAGGGCAUGGAUUGCGGUGGUUCUUACAUCAAACUGCUUUCACACUCGGAUUCUCUGGAUUUGGCCCAAGUCACCGACAAGACUCCAUACACCAUCAUGUUUGGACCAGACUCAUGCGGCACGGAGAACAAGCUGCACUUCAUCUUCCGCCACAAGAGCCCCAAGACUGGCGAAUUUGAGGAGAAGCAUGCUGAUCUGUCGUCGGUGACUCUGCCCGAUGUCAAGGACAAGAAGACCCAUCUUCUGCGUCUCGUUGUGCGUCCGGACAACACCUUCACCAUCUCCAUCGACAGGGUCGUGCUGAAGUCUGGAAGCCUCCUGGAGGACAUGAGGCCUGCUGUGAACCCGCCAGCAGAGAUUGACGACCCCGAGGACAAACGCCCCGAGGACUGGGACGACAAGGAGAAGAUCCCCGACCCGGAGGCGAGCAAGCCGGACGACUGGGACGAGGAUGCGCCCUCUCACAUUCCCGACGACGAUGCCAGCAUGCCAAGCGACUGGCUGGUGGAGGAGCCGCAGUACGUGGAGGAUCCCGAGGCAGACAAGCCUGAAGAUUGGGAUGUUGACGAGGACGGUGAAUACGAAGCUCCUAAAAUUGACAAUCCCAAGUGUGCCAAGAUUAGUGGCUGUGGCCCCUGGACCCGUCCCACCAAGGUGAACCCUGCCUACAAGGGCAAGUGGCGUGCUCCCAUGAUUGAUAACCCAAACUACCAGGGCAUCUGGAAGCCGAAGAAGAUUGCCAACCCAGAUUUCUUUGAAGAUUUGGAGCCAUUCAAGAUGAGCAGCAUUGGUGCCAUCGGUGUUGAGCUGUGGACCAUGACGGCUGGUCAGCUGUUUGACAAUAUCAUCCUGACCGACGACGAAGCCGUUGCUGAUCAGUAUGCUGCUGAUAGCUUUGAUGCCAAGACUGCUGCAGAAGCACCUGUCUCGACCGCACAUGGACUGCUAACAUCCUUGAUGUCUUCAGCUGAGGAGCGGCCAUGGCUGUGGGCUGUCUACGCUAUUGUCAUCGUCGUUCUUCCCGUCGUCCUGAUUGUUGGCUGCUGCCUGCCAAGCAAGAAGGAUGAUGGUGAAGCUGACCGGCGUGCUCGUGCCAAGAAGACUGAUGAGCACCAGCCAGACGAUCCGGCACCAGCCAACGUAGAAGAAGAGGUGGACAGCGACGAAGAAGCAGCAGAGGAUGAAGUUGUAGAGGAGGAAGUACCCGUAAAGAAGGCAUCGCCAGCACCAGCAAAGGCUUCGCCGGCACCAGCAAAGGCAUCGCCGGCACCAGCAAAGGCAUCGCCCGCACCAGCAAAGGCAUCGCCAGCACCAGCAAAGGCUUCUCCUUCAAGAAAGGGCAAGAAGGCCGAUGUCAAAGUUGUUCCUGAACCGGAGGUAGAGCCGCCGCGCGUGGCAGCUCUAGAGCCGGAACCAGAAAUAGCGUCUGCGCCGUCAGCAUCGGCUGCAGCAUCAGCAGAGCAGGAGCUUGGCUUGCCCGAUGCAGCAGAAGAUGAACCUAGGCGAUCACCUCGCAAGCCGACGAAGAAGAAGGUGCGCCGUGAGAAUUAGGUGCAGUGCACUUGAUCUCACUAAUUCAAUUUAGCCAUCUUUUUUUUUCUUUUUCGAAUUCUAUGAUCAAACGGCGCUCCCGGGACGAAGCCCUGACACCCACCCACCACCACCCACUUGUACUCUUUUUUUAGUACAUGUUUGCUCCUAGUGCAUCACGUGUGCUGAGACGCGUGGACGAGCAGACACGUGCGAGUGCAGGCCCGUGCCCUUUGUGUUGUCCCGUCCGUUUGCCCGGCUUGCCUCUCGCCGGACAGUGUACCUGUGCACCUCUCCGCGCUAUGCUGUUUUUGUUGUGGCGACCUGCUGCAGUGCCUGUCAGCGAUAACCAACGUGCGUUAUUUUAAUCGCUGCGCUGUUACUUUGUAAUUCUAUAUACGUCUCAGAGUACAUGUACUGUGUUUUGCUCGAUGCAGACAGUGAUUUAUCAAAAUAUGCAAUCAUUGCAAUGCCUACACUACAGUCCAUCCAUCCCAAACUGG
This is a messenger RNA of Sycon ciliatum, 2501 nucleotides long. RefSeq names its product calnexin-like. Gene Ontology annotation, cellular component: endoplasmic reticulum; endoplasmic reticulum membrane. Gene Ontology annotation, biological process: protein folding. Gene Ontology annotation, molecular function: calcium ion binding. Lineage: Eukaryota; Metazoa; Porifera; Calcarea; Leucosolenida; Sycettidae. The transcript is spliced from 20 exons. Bases 100 to 2019 code for a protein of 639 amino acids. The record is from RefSeq and is a predicted model, not a curated record.